Molecule: messenger RNA, 2791 nt
Organism: Aphanomyces invadans
Lineage: Eukaryota; Oomycota; Saprolegniomycetes; Saprolegniales; Verrucalvaceae
Exons: 1
Coding region: 92-2455 (787 amino acids)
Biological process (GO): fatty acid metabolic process; carnitine metabolic process
Cellular component (GO): mitochondrion
Molecular function (GO): carnitine O-palmitoyltransferase activity
Source: RefSeq, a predicted model, not a curated record
GAUUGGCUGAAACGCGCGAUCUUUUCAACUUCAACGUCAUGUCAACAGCCCAUGGACGGCGAAACCAUUCUUCGAUUGACGUGGUGAUCGCAUGGCCGAAGCGCGCGCGGCCGUCCAUGUGUACGACGGCAACCGCCGCGGCGUCAAGCUACUGGUGUCACAGGAAGGGUCGAUCGAAGUGACGUUCGUGAUUCCGUCGCCGAGCGAAUUGCGUUCCACGGUUGUUCGCCACGUUCAUUACAUGAAAAACACGGUGCAGAACGUGAUAUACCCGGUGCCCCCUCCUGUCGCUGGAGCAAUCGUCGUCGUCUUGAUUGGAAUCGUCGCGAGCUCGCCGGAGGACUCGUACUGGCGACACAGUACGAUUUCGUGGUGGGUCUGGCACAUAGGCAACUUCUUCGUCCCGUUUGCAUCAUCCAUCCCUCGAAGCUUGUACGUGGCGUACUUGACCGCGUGGGCUGCGUUUGCCGGUCUUGUGUUGCUCAUGUCGGUGCAUCGGGUCAUUCUCCGAGCACUUUUGGGGUACCGUGGCUGGUUGUACUUGGCGCCAAGGGAAACGUCCAUGGUUGUGACCGCGUGGGCCUCGUUGAUCAAGGUAUUGGGCGGCCGUUCGCCGUUGACGUUUUCGUUCCAAAGUGCAUUGCCGCGCAUGUCGGUGCCGCCGUUGAAAGCAACGUUGGAACGGUACAUGAAAUCGAUCCAUCCGCUCGUGUCGGACGAAGAAUACAAGCGAAUUGAAGCGCUUGUGACUGAAUUCGAAGCGAACGCUGGGCCAAAGCUCCAACGCUACUUGGUGCUCAAGAGUUGGUACGCGGACAACUACAUUUCGGACUGGUGGGAGCAAUACGUGUACUUGAAGGGUCGAUCGUCCAUCAUGAUUGGAAGCAACUACUACGUCCUUCCUGCACGGUACAUUCCGUCGACAAACCAGCUUGCUCGCGCCGCCGGCGUCGUCCGCCAACUUAUGGAGUUCAAGCAAAGGCUCGAUCGCGAGCAGCUGCCUCCCAUCAUGUUGCGUGGGCUGGUGCCGCUCUGCAUGUCCCAGUACACGCGCAUCUUUUCCACGACGCGCUUGCCUGGGCGCGACGAAGACAAGCUGAAAAAGUAUGGGUCGUCCAAGCAUCUCGCAGUCAACUGUCGCGGCCGUUGGUUCAAAGUGCCACUCUUCCGCAAGGGUACGUAUGGUGAGCUCUUGAGCGCGUACGACAUUCAGCAGCAAUUGAUUGCCGUGUCGAAUGCAUGUGCGCCAGAAGACAUUGUCCAGGAGCAGCAUCUCGGCGCCCUCACCAGCGCAAAUCGCACGACGUGGGCCGAGCACCGCGACACAUUUUUCUCGGAGGGUGUGAACCGCAAGUCGCUUCGUGUGAUUGAGUCUGCCGUGUUUGUGCUUGUGCUGGAUGAUGCGACCCCCGAGCAUAUCGACGAACAAGGAAAACUUUUGAUCCACGGCAACGGCGGGAACCGGUGGUUUGACAAGUCGUUUACGAUGGUGGCGUUUGCGAACGGAAUGGUCGGCCACAAUGUCGAGCACUCUUGGGCCGACGCGCCCGUGAUGGCGCACUUGUGGGAAGAAGUAUCGUUUCGGGAGAUUCUCGAUGGCAUGUACGAUGCGGACGGCCACUGCAAGAAGCCCGCGUCGUUCAAGACGGACGUGACGCUGCCGCGAUGCGAACAGCUUCAAUGGAAUUGGACGCCCGACCUCAACGAUGCAGUGAACGCAUGCAUGGCGGCGGCGGCCACGGCGAUCGCCAACUUUGACCUGCGCGUGCUCAACCAUGCCGAGUAUGGCAAAGUCGCGAUUACCAAGACGUGCAAGAUGAGCCCGGACGCGUAUCUUCAGCUUGCGCUGCAGUUUGCAUACUACAAGAACACGCAUGGAACGUUUACGCAGACGUACGAGGCCAGCAUGACACGCUUGUACAAGCACGGCCGUACCGAGACGGUGCGCCCGGUGACGGAUCAGUCGAAAGCGUUUGUGCUGGCCAUGGUCGACCCGACCGUGUCGAACGAGACUCGACGCAAGUUGGGGUGGGCGGCCGGCGAAGCGCACCAGGACUUGUACCGCAAUGCGAUGUCGGGCUUGGGCGUCGAUCGCCACUUGUUUACGUUGUACUGUGUGUCGGUCGGCAUGGGAAUCGAGUCGCCGUUUCUGAAGGACGCGCUAAGCCGACCGUGGCGGUUGAGCACAAGCCAGCAACCUCAAGCGCAGACCAAUUUGGUGGCCACGAUCAAGAAGCGCCAGAUUCUGGAAGAUGUCAGUCAGUGCAUUUGCCCCGGCGGCGGGUUUGGUCCUGUCGCCACGGAUGGGUACGGCGUGAGCUACAUGAUUGCCGGUGACUCGGAUCUGUUUUUUCACAUUUCCAGCGACAAGUCGGCGGGUACGACGAGCUCGACGGCGUUUGCCGAAGACUUGCGUGCGGCGUUGACAGAGAUGCGUGCCGUCUGGAACGACUGAAGGGUCGCCUGGGAGGUCAAGCAAUAGGAACCAGUGAACAUUGUAACAAGAAUGCAAUGAGCGACACAAUGGGGAUGCCGUCGGAGCAACGUGACGACUCGAUGGUGGACGCGGCCGAAGGUGUCAAUGGUAGCAUUCGUCAUUCGAUGGAGGAUGCUGGCGCCAGACAGGUGGGACGCAGAUGAGUACCUCGUUGUUAGGACCCCCGUCCGUGGGCACCGACGUUGUGACAACUCAACAGCGACGGCGGGUGUGUUCAUGCGACUCCGUGCGCUCGGUGCAUGGGGCGGUGGAGAGAAGAUGUCGAUGGAAGCGUCGGGAGAAAAAGUUCCAUUU